This is a messenger RNA of Ruditapes philippinarum (Manila clam), 3955 nucleotides long. Its product is annotated as peroxiredoxin-like. Gene Ontology annotation, biological process: response to oxidative stress; hydrogen peroxide catabolic process; cellular response to stress. The coding region runs from base 46 to 789 and encodes 247 amino acids. The record is from RefSeq and is a predicted model, not a curated record. Gene Ontology annotation, cellular component: cytosol; endoplasmic reticulum. NCBI's taxonomy places the organism in Eukaryota, Metazoa, Mollusca, Bivalvia, Venerida, Veneridae. The transcript is spliced from 6 exons. Gene Ontology annotation, molecular function: thioredoxin peroxidase activity.
UUUAGUGUGUUCUUUAAGCUGACGUGGAAAAAUGGCGUCUACGGCAUGAAACUCUUCGUUGCAUUUCAGAUUUUUGUGGUUUUUACUGCAAAUAUUGAUUGUCAGGAAGUAUGCCAGUCUUUAUUUGGUGGCCAGGUAUAUCCACAAGAAACUUGUGCUACGCAAUCUGGGCAGAGAUCUCUCGGGCAUUCUCUACAGUGGAGCCAGGCAAUAAUAUCUAAACCUGCUCCAGACUGGAAUGGAACAGCAGUUGUAGAUGGAAAAUUCAAAGAGAUCAAACUGUCAGAUUACAAAGGAAAAUAUCUUGUCUUCUUCUUUUACCCAAUGGAUUUCACAUUUAUUUGUCCUACUGAGGUGGUUGCCUUUAAUGAAAGGAUAGAGGAGUUUAAGAAGAUAAAUACAGAAGUUGUUGCAUGCUCCGUAGACUCACCUCAUACACAUCUAGCUUGGAUAAACACUCCAAGAUCUAGUGGUGGCCUAGGCUCCAUGAAUUAUCCAUUGUUGUCAGAUAUUACUCACAAGAUCUCUAAAGCAUAUGGUGUCUACUUGGAAGACCUUGGACAUACACUCAGAGGAUUGUUCAUCAUUGACACAAAGGGCACAUUGAGACAGAUCACAAUGAAUGACUUACCUGUGGGACGAUCUGUUGAUGAGACGCUUAGACUUGUACAGGCGUUCCAGUUCACUGACACACAUGGUGAAGUUUGCCCGGCUAACUGGAAACCUGGUGCAGACACUAUUGUACCAGAUCAACAGGAGAAGCUCAAGUAUUUCAGCAAGCAUCCAUAAAACCAACAUCUAAUAUCAUCUACAUUAUAACCAGAUGUUAGACUGGUUAACAUAUUGACAGUUUUCUUGUCUCAGCUUUAUCUUUGAAACUUACAUUGAAAACCAUUCUGAAUAUCUGUAUAGAAACCAUUGCUAUAAAAACCUAUGUGUUGGCCUAUAGGAAGAUUUUUUUGGAUUUUAGGCAGAUAUCUUACAUAGAUGAUAAAUUUUUCUAGAGUUUGCAUAAAUCUUUUUAUCUACAUGACAUGACAGCUUUACUUUUUGCGACGGACGCGCCCUCAGGCGCGUUCAGAGCUAAGUCAUCUACACAUGGGAUUUCGUCUGCUACAAUCGCGCAAAGUGUCCUCAACCGAAUAACAGCCCAUGAAAAAGUACAUGAAUUUGAUCCUUUAAAACUCACAUACUUUGUCGGGAUAUCUUAAAAUCUUCCAUAUUUAGCCUUUUCAAUUUCAAAUUAAGUUAUCCAAGUUAAAAUAUGAACGUAUUUGAUUGAUAAAAACGUUGUAGUCCCGUAGUAUUAUUGCGCAAUAUGCAAAUUACUGCCGAAACGAUUUACAGCUGUCGAAAAAGUAGGACAGCAAAUUAUACUAUAAUAAAGGUGUAAGCUCUGAGUUCCAAGAAAUUAUUAGUAGGAAAUAAAUAUUUCUGCAUUAUACAAAACAUUAUUAUUAACAAAUCAAAAGUUUUUCGUGACUAGAAUAAGUCGCGCAUUAAUAAAAGAAGAACUAUUUUCGUGACUCAUGCCGCGGGUUUAGCUGAAUAUUCAGCAGUUAUUAAUAAAUUAGAUACAGUAUAAUGGUUAGUAUAAAUAUCUAUUUUUGAAAAUGCAUGUAACAAGAGAGUUUUUUCAACACUUUACCACCAUGUAGUCUUUCAUGGUAAUCUUUAUUGAUUCGGAAGUUAUAAUAUCAGUUCUACUUCCGAUUCUUGUGGUUUGUUUACAUAUUUUUCUAGGUCACGAUAUGAGUUAACAUUCGCUAUUCUAAAAAUAGAUUCUGCUUUCACCUGCAGGCGAUUAGGGAGUACACAUUAUAUAUGUAAUAAACCAGCGGAUACUUACUUUGCUUACAUGCAAUACUUACAAUUGUAAGAAGCAAACAAGUUGAAAAUGGAAUUUAGUAUGAAAUUGAAAAGGACAGCUUAAGUGACGUUUAAAUUAAAAUAAAAACGAUGUGCUCUGGCCUCUACAUCUUUACCUUGUAAAUAAAAAAAAAUCUAAAAAAAAACACUUUUAAUUGCUGAUGAUUUUAACCAAAAAUAUUUUUAAUGAGACAUAUCCAAGAGAAAUAAAAAUACAAAUGACUUAUAUUUUAUUGUCUAUAUGCCCACUAUGAUAUAACACGAAGCAAUUCUAAAUAACAUUCUCACAUGUAUAAUGUAUUAUGCUUGAAGUUAAUUUGCAUGGUUUUAUUUUAGAAAUAUUUCGUUGACAGUUUUUUUUUCUAUUUACAUAUCAUUCCUUGGAAUAAAUCGAUAAGGACACUGAUUUACAAGUUUGACCAGAGUUUUUAGGCAUAAAUUUCAUUCUGUAUAACUUUUUAAGUAGAAAAUCUGAAUUAUAUCAGAUUGGGACACAUAAAAUAUAUUGCUCUACAAAUCUCGAACUUGUAUGGAAACAAAUUUUCUCUGUUAUAUCUUUUGUGUUUUGUUUUUUUUCUCUAAAAAAGCCUUAAUGUCUCUCCGGUUGCAUGUCUGUCGCAUUCAGUGCUGCAGCACUUUGAUUACUUAUACUAGUUAUUGUUUGUUCACACUAUUUUCUUAGACCUAGUCAUUUAUUAAAGAAUUUUCAACAUGGUUCAUACUGUAUAGAAAUAAACCAUUCCACUAUUUUUGAUAUUUGUACAUGUUUAUUUUUUCUGUAUGAGGAACAUUUGUUUAUUGUUUGAUUAAAAUAAAAUCAUUCACAGUGCUGAGAAGCUAGAAAUUAAAGGCAAAUUUAAAGACUAGACUAAUUAUGAUUAAAUUAGUUCAUAUUACAGUAAGCUUUCUUUCUUUUUCUUUUUUUCCAAUAAAAGUUGCUUUUUGUAUUUAGUUAAUAUGUAAAAAGGAAACUAAUAUAACUUACAUGUCUACUUUGAGUGACAUACAGUCACUGGUACUCAGUGAUUGAUAUGUAUUAUAUCUUACUGCUAAAUUUAUAUUUAUAAAGUUGUUGUUUUAUUUUAAGUGUUAGAUCGAUAACCUGUAUGCUUUAAACAUUUUAUGUUUUGAUUUAAGUUGUUUUAAGCUUAGUAUUAAGUUUGUUAAGAAUAAAUCCAUGCUAAGGAGUGAUAUUUCAAUCAUUGUGUUAUAAACCAGAUAUUCAUUUGCUCAUGACAGCUUAUAUAUACACGUGUAAUUGUGUGUACUCAUUGUGAAAUCCGUAUUGUAGAGUUAUUUAUGUUGUGUGUUGUUGUGUAUUUUGUUUAAAUGUAAUAACCUAGGUUUGGGUAAUUAAAUGUAUUUCAGACUGUAUUUAAUAAUUGUUAUAUUUUAAGUUAAUUGAGGGUAACCAUUCUAUGUUAUAAAAUGAGACCAGUCUAUAAAUGCAGCUCUCUGAUUGGUUGGAUUCAGAUGAUUCCUACAGCAUCAUCCAAUUGGGUUGUCAGAUGAAGAAAUUAAAGUUAAGCGAGAAUGAGGUGUUUGGCCAAGAUAGGAAAUGAAACUAAGUUUUAAGUUUUAAUGAAUUUAUACAUGUGUCUUUGUUGUAAAUUAUGUGUUUGAAUGAAUGGACAUUUCUAUAUAUGAAUAUUGAGUGUAAAAUGUAGGGAUAGGAACAUAUCUUAUGUGUUAAUAUAAUUUUUGAAUGAAUGAAGUAUUGCCCUAUUUGAUCAAUGCUACAUAGAUUUGUGUUUGACAUUUCCAUUUAAAAGGGCAUCUAUUUUACAAAAUAUUGAAUGAUAAAUCUUACAAUUAAAGUUGCUAAGGUAAUGGGAUACUUUAAAUGAUUUGAGGUUAAUUUGUCUAAAUAUAGGCAAAAGAAAUGUUUAAAAAUACACACACAUACAUUUAAAAAAAAAAGCUCCAUGAGAAGUAUUUUAAAAACUGUUAAUAAAACGGGCAAUUAUAACAUACAUUUUACCAGCAUUUAAUAAGUACAUACUGUAUUAUUAUAUUUAUAUGCAUUUAGAUGUUUAUGAAUAUCAUUUGAGUUUAUUAAAUGAAUCUCUGAAUGAGACUUAUAUGA